AUGCAUUCGUCACCUCUAAAACAACAGCAACAACAACACCAGGUAAGAGGGAGGAAGAAAGAUUCCAUCGAACAAUUCAUCAGUAGUCCUCAAUUAUUUCUUGAAAAUGGUUUAUCACAAUUACGUUAUAUGAUAUUGAUAGAAGGUAUUACCACUCCUUCAGGAUAUGAUCAAUGUCCUUAUAGAUCCUAUGUAUGGUCAAUAUUAUUACGAGUACCCAAUUUCGAAAGUCAACAAUACGUUUCCCUACUACAAUCUAUCCCUCAUAAUUUAAAAUCAGAAAUAUAUCGUAAAAUAAAAAAUGAUACAUUUCGAACUUUAAAGAAUGAUAAUAAUUUUAAAUCAAAAGUUACCGAAGAUACCUUAAUAAGGAUCUUAUCAUGUAUUGCUAUAACUAUAGAUGAUGAAGUGGGGUAUGUACAAGGUUUGAAUGUGUUAUUGGCCCCCAUUGCCUAUGUAUGUCAUAAAAGUGAACCAUUAGCAUUUGCAAUCUUACAUAACUUGGUGAUUAACCAUAUUCCCCUUUAUAUAACACCCAAUUUAGAUGGUGUUCAUACUGCUUUACACUUGAUGGAGAUUGUCUUGAAAAUCAUUGAUCCAGUAUUAAAUGAAUAUCUUGAUUCAAAAUUCUUAAAACCUGAAAUUUAUGCAUUCCCAUCCAUAUUAACCUUAAGUGCAUGUACACCACCAUUAAAAUCAGUAUUAAAAUUAUGGGAUUUCUUAUUUGCUUAUGGAACUCAUAUGAAUAUCUUAUUCGUGGUGGCUCAAUUAAUCAUCAAUCGAUCAAAUUUAUUAAAUUCAGAACAACCGAUGAAAAUUUUAAGAAAUUUCCCUCCAUUAAAUGAAAAUGAAAUUAUAAAAUUAAGUCUUAGUUUUAUCCCAGAAUUACCAAAAGGUUUAUAUGAUUUAAUUGCUCGCCAUGGUUAUGAUAAGAAUGUUCCAAAUCAAUUGAAAGCAUUCGUGUUUGAACAUAACUUAUAA
Molecule: messenger RNA, 981 nt
Organism: Scheffersomyces coipomensis
Lineage: Eukaryota; Fungi; Ascomycota; Pichiomycetes; Serinales; Debaryomycetaceae
Gene: BUB2
Product: Bub2p
Exons: 1
Coding region: 1-981 (326 amino acids)
Biological process (GO): negative regulation of septation initiation signaling; activation of GTPase activity
Cellular component (GO): mitotic spindle pole body
Molecular function (GO): GTPase activator activity
Source: RefSeq, a predicted model, not a curated record